Messenger RNA from Plasmodium falciparum 3D7, 759 nucleotides. RefSeq lists its product as uncharacterized. NCBI's taxonomy places the organism in Eukaryota, Apicomplexa, Aconoidasida, Haemosporida, Plasmodiidae. The record is from RefSeq and is a predicted model, not a curated record.
AUGAUUAAUAAGGAAAAAAUAAGUGCUAAUAAUCAUGAAAUAGCAAAAUCUUAUUUAUAUGUAUAUACGGAUAAAUCUAUGUAUAAUGAGAAUGUUCAAAAUUUAAUAAAUUACAAAAGAGGAAAAUGGAAAAAAAUGUUUAAAUUUUUGAAUUUGUUUGUAUUUAUUUUUCUUUUUGUAUAUAUUGGCGAUUAUUUAGGUAAUGAACUGAGCUAUCAAAAGAAUGACGUAGAAAAUUUUACAGAAUUUAGAAUUAAUAGAUUAUUAGUUGAAACGAAAAAGGGAAAAGAUAAAGAUAAUAAGAAAACUCAUUUUAAUAGAUUAGAAGUAGAUUUUAGUAAUAAUAUGAAUAGGGAAGAUUAUAUGAAAGUAGAUAGUGAAUGUCGAGUGUUAGAUGUAAAUUCAAUGAAUACAAGUGAUGGAAAAUAUGAAGUAAAAGUAACGCUGCAAACUGCAUUAACCCCAAGGGAUAUAAAUAUAUAUGCAUUAAAUAAUUCUAUGAAUAGAAAGGAAUGGGAUAAAAUCAUAAAAGAUAUAUAUAAGGAUGAUAAUGGAAAUGACAUUUCUGAGGGUACAAAAAAAAUUAAGAAAAAGAAGUUUAUAAAAUAUGUAGUGGAUGUAUUGGGAUAUGCUGUAUUAAUUGUUGUUUUAAUACCUUGUUCCCCUUUUAUUUUACUUGGAGGUAUUGGUAGAUGCACAUUUCAUUCAAAAGAAUCGGGUAAAAAUUAUUUUAUAUCUGUAUGGAAUGCACUGUUUUAA